GCUUUCAGUUGCACUCCAUAUCAUCUCUGUAUCUUUCUCUGCAACGUUGCCCCUUUUCUUCACCUAAAAUCUUUAGACGCCUAGAAUGUCGUCUUCAAAAGCUAUCGGUAUUGAUCUCGGAACGACUUACUCCUGUGUCGGUAUUUGGCAACAUGAUCGUGUCGAGAUUAUUGCCAACGACCAGGGUAAUCGGACAACGCCCUCCUAUGUGUCGUUCUCUGACACAGAACGUCUCAUCGGCGAUGCCGCGAAGAACCAAAUUGCCAUGAACCCGACCAACACCGUCUUCGACGCCAAGCGUCUCAUUGGGCGUCGAUUCGAGGAUGCUGAGGUCCAGGCCGAUAUGAAGCAUUUCCCUUUCAAGGUGAUCAACAAGGAUGGUAAACCUAUCGUCCAAGUCGAGUACCGCGGCGAGACUAAGACCUUCACUCCGGAGGAAAUCUCCUCUAUGGUCCUUACAAAGAUGAAGGAAACCGCUGAAUCGUAUCUCGGAACGACAGUGACGGAAGCCGUCAUCACCGUCCCCGCAUACUUCAACGACUCGCAACGUCAGGCAACCAAGGAUGCCGGUGUCAUCUCUGGUCUUCAAGUCCUCCGUAUCAUCAAUGAGCCAACUGCAGCAGCUAUUGCUUACGGUCUGGACAAGAAGGUCCAGGGCGAGCGGAAUGUCCUUAUCUUCGACCUUGGUGGAGGUACCUUCGAUGUAUCUCUCUUGACCAUUGAGGAGGGUAUCUUCGAAGUCAAGGCCACCGCCGGUGACACCCACUUGGGUGGUGAGGACUUUGACAACCGUCUCGUCAACCACUUCGUGCAAGAAUUCAAGAGGAAGCACAAGAAGGAUCUUUCCACAAAUGCACGUGCACUCCGACGACUCCGAACGGCUUGCGAGCGUGCUAAACGCACUCUCUCGUCUGCCGCUCAGACGACCAUUGAAAUCGACUCGCUCUUCGAGGGUAUUGACUUCUACACCUCGCUCACUCGUGCACGUUUCGAGGAAUUGUGCAAUGACCUCUUCCGUUCAACUCUCGAGCCCGUUGAGAAGGUGCUUCGUGACUCCAAGAUUGACAAGUCAAACGUACACGAGAUCGUCCUUGUUGGUGGUUCGACCCGUAUUCCUCGGAUCAUCAAGCUCGUCUCCGACUUCUUCAAUGGCAAGGAGCCCAACAAGUCAAUCAACCCGGAUGAGGCCGUUGCGUACGGAGCUGCCGUACAAGCUGCCAUCCUCAAGGGUGACACUUCGGAGAAGACUCAGGACCUUUUGUUGCUCGACGUUGCACCGUUGUCGCUCGGUAUCGAGACUGCUGGUGGUGUCAUGACUGCACUCAUCAAGCGUAACACGACCGUCCCGACGAAGAAGACCGAGGUCUUCUCGACGUACGCUGACAACCAGCCUGGUGUACUCAUUCAAGUGUACGAGGGUGAGCGUGCACGUACAAAGGACAACAACCUACUUGGCAAGUUCGAGCUGUCUGGUAUCCCGCCUGCACCACGUGGAGUUCCGCAAAUCGAAGUCACAUUCGACAUUGACGCGAACGGUAUUCUCAACGUCUCGGCGGCCGAGAAGACAACUGGUAAAUCGAACCGCAUCACGAUCACGAACGACAAGGGUCGUCUAUCUAAGGAGGAGAUUGAGCGGAUGCUCCAGGAGGCCGAGAAGUUCAAGGCUGAAGACGAGGCUGAGGCUGCUCGUAUUAGUGCGAAGAACGGCCUUGAGUCAUAUGCCUACAACUUGCGCAACACUCUGUCCGACGACAACGUGAAGCCCAAGCUCGAGAAGCUGGACCAGGCGAACUUGAGCAAGCUGCAGACAUCGAUCAACGAGACAAUCAGCUGGCUCGACGCGAACCAGCAGGCGACGAAGGAUGAGUACGAGUCACGGCAGAAGGAGCUGCAAGAGGAUGCCAACAAGGUCAUGCGUGAGCUGUACGGGGACGCUGGAGGAGGAGGUGCGUUCCCUGGCGGUCCUGGCGGUGCCGGAGGCUUCCCUGGUGCUGGUGGUGCUGGUGGCUUCCCCGGUGGAGCACCUGGAGGCUUCCCAGGCGCAGGCGGUCCUGCUGGCGGGGCAGACGACGGCCCCAGUGUCGAGGAGGUUGACUAAAUGUUGUCGUUCAUGCUUUUGUCGUUGUUUAUUUCCUGUCGUCACGCAUUUUCACAUAGCACUUUUCUUUUCAAUUUUCGAUUUACCCUGUGUUGUUAAACCAAAAAUGUACUUUAGGGCAAUAUUGUCUUAGACGUGCUGUAAUAAGAUUAUUCAUGCAUGCAUCAGACCAAC
This is a messenger RNA of Fomitiporia mediterranea MF3/22, 2272 nucleotides long. RefSeq names its product heat shock protein HSS1. The record is from RefSeq and is a predicted model, not a curated record. Gene Ontology annotation, molecular function: ATP binding; ATP hydrolysis activity; heat shock protein binding. The transcript is spliced from 4 exons. Gene Ontology annotation, biological process: protein refolding; vesicle-mediated transport; cellular response to unfolded protein. Gene Ontology annotation, cellular component: cytosol; plasma membrane; cytoplasm. The coding region runs from base 86 to 2098 and encodes 670 amino acids. NCBI's taxonomy places the organism in Eukaryota, Fungi, Basidiomycota, Agaricomycetes, Hymenochaetales, Hymenochaetaceae.